AAUACGUAGCUUUGCCGUGACGUGUUACGUAAAUAAGUUGCUAAAGCGUCAAAUUCAAUGUUGAUUCCCCUUAGCUGGAGUUAACUCACGUUUCGGUGGCGUUAGUUUGGAAACGGAAACUAAAACACUGCAAUUAUUUAACUCGGUACCGCACGCUAGGUCAUAUUAUUUGGUAUCUCCGCAACAAGGCAUAUUCGGCCAGGAACGAGGUGUUGACGGCGUUUCCUAGCUAAUGGGGUUAGCCACACAAAGCUCCGUUUAAGUGGGUCGCCUCGUUACCGGUUUUUAAACAUUCUGUCGCCAAAUUCAGUUGAGCGUUUCGUUAGGAUAGGAUGAACUGGCUUUUCCCCGUCUCAAAAGGCUCCGGACCUCACCCUCCACUCAACAGCCUUCAGCAACAAAGGCAGCGGCAGAUUGAGUCACUAAAAGCUGCUCAUCCCAGCAGCAUUGCAGAAAUCCAGAAAGAUGUGGAGUACAGGAUCCCGUUUACAGUCAACAACUCCACCAUCACCGUUAACAUUCUUCUUCCUCCUCAAUUCCCUCAGGAUAAGCCGGUAGUUAGUGUCUACCCUCCUGUUGGUCAUCACCUCGUUGACAGCAAUAAUGGCACUGUGAUUGCAAGCCCCCUCAUCACUAAUUUUGGCAUGCACUCAGACCUUGGGAAAGUCAUUCAAAGUCUGUUAGAUGAAUUCUGGAAGAGUCCUCCUGCCCUGAUGUCCACCGGCCCGUCUGGCUUUCCAUACAGCAUAUACAAGCAAUCAGGCAUGCCUCCUUACCAGUCUCAGGGUUACCACUAUGGUUCUCGCCAUGUUGGCCCAAGUCAUACGCCGCCUCCAGCUGGACCAGGUCCAGUGCUACAUCCAGGGGUUGACGUCCAUGGGUGCAUUCAUGGUCCAGCUCCUUAUGGACUUAUUACUGACCUGCCAUUGCCCGUACCCAUUGGAGAUUUACAGGCUGGACUAAAUGGACAUGUGUAUAAGAUGCCUGAGAUUCCUGAGUCUUUUGCUGAACUCUGUGACUUCAAUCUGACGCAGCUGUCCGAAAUGUCCGAAAAUGAGGAUGUGUUACUGAGGUUCUUCGUGACAUUGCCACAACUAAAGCAGGUCACAAAUGAUAAAGAAGAGUUGGUUACUAACAUAGUGGAUAUGGCAAAGAGAAAUCUUCAGAUGGAACCACACCUGGAAGAGAAAAGACAAGAAAUGAUAUACAAGUUUGAACAACUGACUCAGCUGAAGUCCGCCUUUGAGACAAAAAUGCAGAGACAGCAUGAUCUCAGUGAGAGCUGCAGUCUAAGCACUCUACAGGCUCGAUUAAAGGUCGCAGCACACCAGGCCGAGGAGGAAUCUGAGGAGACAGCUGAAAACUUUCUGGAGGGACGCACUGAUAUAGAUGAAUUUGUCAAUAGCUUCAUGGAAAAAAGAACGCUUUGUCACAGCAGAAGGGCCAAAGAGGAGAAGUUGCAACAGUCCAUUAACACCCAUGAACAGUUUCCCACCAGCCACUAGAACACAAGGUUUGCUGUUUUCCCAGCCAACUGCUGGCAACCAAAAGAAUGAAGACACGGGACGUGCAAAGUCGGUUAACAAUUUGGAAAAUGGGAGGAAUUUGGAGGGACAGGAAGAUGAUAGCAGCCAUGGUGGCUUUAACAACAAGAAGCACAUUUGCUCAGAACUUGGGUGAGGUGACAGAAGAACGCAGGAGGCCAGAAGUAAUACUUGCUUUCAGGUUCCAGACAAACACUUUGUGUUGCACAUGAUGUUCUGUUGCGAUCCAUCAGUGGUAGGUGAUGUAAAACCAUGUUUGAAGUAACUACUGUAUGAUUAGCAUAGAACAGUAUUCCCGUACACUAUAUUUUCUACCAAACAAGAAAUACCACCAUCAAUUAAAAUACUCAAUUCUAGUAUGUAGACUUUCACAGAGAUCACCGACCACGUCUUUAGCCUCUGUCCAAGAAAGAUGUCCCAUUUAACCUCUCGUUUACUUAAACUGAGGACCUUAUUGUAGCCAAUUACCCUCAUAAUAGAUAUCAACAUUGCGCUGUUGAGAUUGAACUGAACAAUCAGGGAUGUAACAAGGUCAAACAAUGUAGUCAUUAAUCUCAUUUCAGGUGUUAAAAUGGAGCAUAUAUUGUCUGCAGACGGGCAAACCAAAUUAUCAGUGUUUUCUUUACAUUAUUUUACAACAAUGAGGCAGUACUCUGAUAACACUAAUGUUUAUGUACUGUAUGUUGCUAAUUUAUUUCUUUUAUUGAAAGCAAGCAGCUUUUGACCAGAUGUUGCAGAAUGUAUUGCCAUUGAUAAUGGUUGGAUAAUUCACUGCAAAAGGGUCGAAUAGGCUGCACCACAAUGGAGGAGCUGCUGCCUGUUAGCAAGCAUUGGAAACUUUAGUUUGUCCUCAAUGUUGACUGUGAAGGGUUUUUUCCCUGUUCCUGUGAUUCACAUAUGUCAGCAUCCGGGUCAUACUUUGACAAUUAAAACCCACUCGCUUCAAGGUUUGAAAUUGUACACAUUAUUCCACCUCAAACAUUUUUGUUGGUUCUGAUUUUAGGGGGAGUCUGAAUACGGUAUGAAGGUUGAUCAAACAUUGCCUUUAAUGUUUUAUUCCUGAGUUUUGGUGCAUGGAAAUAGAGUAGCUGAUCUCUGAUGUUGACCAUAUUUGACUUUAGUUGGUAACACGUUGACUAAUGUCAAGGAUGAUUUGGUUUAAUGCUGCAGUAAAAGUCAAUACAAUUGAAAACUGUAUUUAAAUAAUGUUAAUAAUAGACUAUAUUGCAAUCAAAUACUUGGACUCCUUGUGUAAUUUCUUAUUUAAUAUGUUAGGGUAUUAAAGCAUUUACAAGAUAUCUUGUCUGGUGUCAUUUUGUUGAACACUAUAUUGUGAUCCUGGUGGUGAAGGGUAUAUUGUAAUCAUCUUCUCUAUGCCAUCUUUUUUGCCUCUUAUCUGAAAUACGGAACAUAUGGCAUAUUUUAGCCUAAGACUAAUUUCAGUCUGUAGCCAUUUCUGGCCUGCUAUUCACAAGUAUUCAUGGAUGUAACACCAAAUUCUGGGCCCCCUAUUCCACCCUGUACACGCACAUUUAGUAUGUAUACAUGCACUAAAAACAAACAAUUGCAUGAAUUUGGUGUAAACUAGCUUUUUAAAACAUGUACAACCUUAAGGUCUUUAGUUUAAAAGAUGGGGUUAACAUACCUAGUUCUAGACUAGACAAGUAUUUUUUUCCAUGACAAUGUGCCAACAAAUCCAAUGUAAAGUGGCCAGUAUAUGGAUUGAAAUACUAGUUUUAAAGUUUCAAACUUUAAUCGAGGGUCCCAGACAAUGAACUGCAAAGUGAAACUUCUUAGUCGUUUUCUCCUCUGCUGCUGCACCAGGUCGAUAAUGUGUAUUUUUUUACCUUUUGUAUAUCACCGCAUUCUUGUACUAAAGUGAUUGUCUGAAUGCUGAAAGGUGAACUUGGAUGACACUGAUCGCAUAAGACAUACAUCAGCGCAGAUUCAAAGUGUCAUUCUCUUUCUAUGCCACAUCAAUGUGGAAUGCGCUCCCAACAGGUGUAAAAGAAAGGGCAUCUCUAUCCUCCUUCAAAACCGCACAAAGUACACCUCCAGGCAACUUCAACCUUAAACUAACACCCUCCCCGGAUUGUUAAUAAUCAAAUGUAGAUACUUUUGUUUAUGCUUUCUGAUCUCUCUCUCUCUAUGUCCACUACUUGCUGUACAUAUCCUACCAAGUCAGUCCUACACUGUUUCAAUGUACAUUUCUCUGAUGAUGCAAUUGUUGAUGACUGAAGUGAUGAUAACAACCAAACCUAACACCCCCCCCCCUCCACAUCCCACACCCCAGAUUGUAAAUAAUGUAAAUAAUUCAAUGUAUAUACUCUGAUGAUUAUCUUGUGUGAUGACUGUAUUAUGAUGAUAGUAUAUAUCUGUAUCAUGAAUCAAUUUAAGAGGACCCCGACUUAAACAAGUUGAAAAACUUAAUCGGGUGUUACCAUUUAGUGGUCAAUUGUACGAAAUAUGUACUUCACUGUGCAAUCUACUAAUAAAAG
Molecule: messenger RNA, 4042 nt
Organism: Entelurus aequoreus (snake pipefish)
Lineage: Eukaryota; Metazoa; Chordata; Actinopteri; Syngnathiformes; Syngnathidae
Gene: vps37a
Product: VPS37A subunit of ESCRT-I
Exons: 12
Coding region: 333-1505 (390 amino acids)
Biological process (GO): ubiquitin-dependent protein catabolic process via the multivesicular body sorting pathway; protein targeting to membrane; protein targeting to vacuole
Cellular component (GO): ESCRT I complex
Source: RefSeq, a predicted model, not a curated record